AUGACUUUCAUUCUACCGGUAAAACACCUAAAACAGCAAUCAAAUUGGGAUUGUGGUAUAACAUGUUUACGAAUGCUUAUUGAUUAUUAUCAUCUUGAUUUAUCAUCAUUUGAAUAUUUAUUAUCUUCUUAUGAAUGUAAUGAAAGUACCUGGACUAUUGAUUUAUUACAUCUACUUCAUCAAUUAAAUAUUCAUGCUAUUCUAUAUACAAUAACAAUAGGUUGUUCAUCAACAUAUAAUAAUACACCGUAUUAUCAAACAUUAAUUGAUAAAGAUCGAGAAAGAGUUGAUAAAUUAUUUAUUAAGGAAUCAUCAAAUGUUAAACUAAGUUCAAUAGAUUGGUUGGAUUUAAAAAAACAUUUAAUUGAACAACGAACACCUUGUCUAGUUUUAAUUGAUGCUAAUAAACUUGAAUGUUGUACAUGUAAAACAACAAUUUUUCAUCAAUUAAUUGAUAAAUUAGUUUCAAAAAUUUCAUCAUCUUAUCAAGGUCAUUAUAUACUUGUUAUUGGUUAUAUAACAAAUGAAAAUAAUGAUUUUAUUCGUUAUGUUGAUCCAGGUCGAAAUGAUGAAUUUUGUACAACAACAAAAGAAAAUUUUGAUCUUGCAAGAAAAGCAUUUGGAACCGAUGAAGAUAUUAUUCUUUGUUAUAAAAAAGAUACAAUUUAA
This is a messenger RNA of Rotaria sordida, 669 nucleotides long. The record is from the annotation of a GenBank genome assembly. NCBI's taxonomy places the organism in Eukaryota, Metazoa, Rotifera, Eurotatoria, Philodinida, Philodinidae.